Molecule: messenger RNA, 1303 nt
Organism: Orussus abietinus
Lineage: Eukaryota; Metazoa; Arthropoda; Insecta; Hymenoptera; Orussidae
Product: oxysterol-binding protein-related protein 11
Exons: 4
Coding region: 336-920 (194 amino acids)
Source: RefSeq, a predicted model, not a curated record
UUGGCAAAAAGAUUUUAACUGAGUCUUUAAUGGAUUAAUGUUCUACUAUAUUUGACAAAAAUAGUUGAUUUUAGCUUUUCAUGAGAAGGUAGCAGGUUGAGCUAUUUUCGCAAUUAAUUGAAUAAAGAUAAAUGUAUUUGGCUAAAUUUUUGUUCACCGAAGGUGUUUUGAGAGGUUCGAACUUGCUUAUUUUGUAAUACGAUGGAGACAUACGAUUCACUGGAUCCGUACCCGAUAAAUCCCGGAUUUAGGGGUGCGAUGGAGACGUGUCCAGUUAUUUCUGGGCUAAUUUACUGGAUGAUAUACAACUAACAGUGGCUUACAUACAACCCACCAUGAAUACUCAGAUAAGGCAAUCUUAUGAAGGGUUACUUCAUAAAUAUACAAAUGCAAUGAAAGGAUGGCAGUAUCGAUGGUUCAUUCUAAGUCCAGAGAGCGGAGAACUUCACUAUUUUCUUAGCGAGUCUGAGAAAAACCAAAGACCUCGGUGUUCAAUAUAUUUGGCUGGAGCUGUUAUUGCACCAAGUGAUGAAGACUCCAAUACAUUCACAGUGAACUCUGCCACAGGAGACAUGAUUAAGUUAAGAGCUAUCGAUGCAAGAGCUCGACAAGAAUGGGUCGAUAAGCUAAGAGCAGUUACGGAAAUGUAUACAAGAGCUAUAGCUAGCAGUCAUCCACCUCUGCCUCCACGAGAGCAUUCAGUAAACUCUACCAGAAAUCCUGUAGCUAAAUUAGAAGUUCUCGAUGCAUUUGCCAAUUGUCGAGAGCAACUUAACAAAGUUGAAAAACUUAAUUUGUUAUUGGCACGUUCUAUUGAAAAUUCCAGUUUAUAUUUGGAUCCUGAAUUAUUAGUUUUAAAAGCGACAGCUCACGCUACACUACAUACAUUAAAUCAGUGCUUAAAUAUUCUAUAUCAAUAGUGUUCUAAAAUAUUACCUAUUCCUAUUAUUACAUUAAGUAGUAUACUAUCUGAGAUUGUUAAUAUCUAAUCAAAUUCAAAAUGUAAAUAGCAAAAAAUGCAUCGUCAUUAACAAAAGAAUAGAUGUGCAUCUUGAGAAACUACAUUUUUUUUACUAUCAUUAUUAUGUAAUAUUAUUAUUAUUAAUAUUAGAUGUAUUUUAUUGUAUAUAUUAAUACAUAUCAUUAGUACAUUAUGCUAACUGUAACUAAAAUAGCGUUAGUGCAUAGUUAUUCGAACGUUCUUCUAUAAGUAUUAGUGUCAAUUUGUUGCAUAAAGAUUAUUAUAUGAAUGUACUAGAACUGAAAUUCAUGAAUUGUGUAAAUAUAACAUUUCGUUACAUGA